Molecule: messenger RNA, 3042 nt
Organism: Brugia malayi
Lineage: Eukaryota; Metazoa; Nematoda; Chromadorea; Rhabditida; Onchocercidae
Gene: Bma-let-653
Exons: 12
Coding region: 1-3042 (1013 amino acids)
Source: RefSeq, a predicted model, not a curated record
AUGUUCGGUGCACGAAUUGAAGGACCAUAUUCAUUUCGCGCAUGUAAAGGAGCGUGCGCAAAUGACGAAGAUCCUGUGAAAAGUGAUAAUGAAAUACAGUGCUCAGGAUUCAAUCAUCGUCAAGGUUUACCACAAUAUUCACAACAUUGCCAAUUAUAUCAAGCUGAUCAAUUACAACAUGGUGAAAGUUUUUUUGAAGCCGAUGAUAGAUAUUCAUUUUAUUGGGAAUAUUGUGUUCAGUCAAAUAAAAGUUGUUCGGGCGAUUAUGCAUUCACAUAUUUAUCAGAUCGUUAUAUGGAUUUACGUGAAGUUCGUGAAGUGAUGCGAACUAAAACUCUUGAAGAUUGCUUAAGUGCAUGUUUGGACGCAGUAAAUUAUGCAUGUCGUAGUGUUUCCUACAAUCGUACUGAUGGUGAUUGCUUCUUAUCACAGCAUAAUCAACUGAGUAAACCAGCAUUGAUCAAAAUUAACAACAAUCCCAACUACCGAAUUGAUUAUUACGAAAAUAGUUGCACAAAUAUUGCAGAUUCAUUCACAUUUGAUUACGAGUGCAAAGAUGAUGGAAUAGAGGUGAAGGUCAUUUCAAAGUAUCCAUACACAGGUGCCAUGUAUGGCCUUUAUGACUUUUUCACAUGUCGUAUUGAACCUAAAAACAACACAAAUUUUGAAUAUUUCUUUCCAUCACCAACAAUUUCCAAGAAUUGCAGUGAUAGUAUACGUUAUAAGGGAAAAGAUAUGGUAUUAGAAAUAGUUAUAUCAACAGAUGGUGUUGAACCAUUAUAUUUUAUAACACCUGAUGAUCUUACCUAUCAAGCUCGUUGUCCAUUAAAUGAAGCUAAACGUUUAGAUCAAAGUACCGAUCAUCAUUCAACCCUUAAAAAUGAUGCAACAGUUGAUAAUUUGAAAAUGAUCGCAUCAGCACAUACAUUAUUUUCGAUGUUAGCAAAUGCAACUAAACAACGUCAUUUAUCAAGUAUCAACAAAAAUUUGACAUUAAAAUAUGCUAUUACUAAUAAUCAUAUGAAUAAUUUUAUUGAUAAUAAUACAUUACAUUCAAUUAAUAGUACUAUUACUGAUAUUAAUAGUACUUCAACAAUAAAAUUGUUAGUAUUAACAGCAACAACAAUAACAACAACACCAUUAUCAUCAUCAUCAUCAACAACAACAACUACUACUACUACAACAAUUACUACUACUAAUAUAACACCUAUUACUACUACUAUUACUAUUACUAGUAAUACUACUACUACUGUUCCUGCUGCUACUACAGCUAAUGAUGAUAUGACUACUACUAUUGAAGCAGUUAAAUCGAAAUUUGAUUCUAAAACUGAUAAAUAUGAUGAAAAUAUAAGCACUGCUGCCAGCGAUUCAAUAAGUUCAACAAAUUCAGAAUUUGAAAUGUAUAAUUUAGCUACAAAUAAAAUUACACCAAGAAUAUUAGAUGUAACAGCAACCAGACGAAAUGCCAUGUAUCCGGAAGCAACAUCAAUACAUAGUAUGAUUCCAUCGAGCUCUGAAAUAUUUUCGAAAACAAAAAUGUUAGAUAAAAUGAUGUUUACAACAACAAUAGCAACAACAGUAACCACUACUACUAUUACGACAACAGCAACAACAAUUCAAAAAGAAAAUAUUUACAACAAUGAUGUUACAUUGAAUGAAAUAGAACAAAAGCAUGAAAGCACGGAAAUUUCACCUAUCAAUGAAAUCAAUAAUACAUUUCUGGGGUCAAAUAGUAGUAGCACUACGUUUACAAAUUUAUGCACUACUAUAUCAAUACCUGGAAGCAGUAUCACAAACACUAUGUUUACUGAUAGUAGUAGUACAAGCAGCACUAUCACUGAUGCACUUCCACUCAUUUCUUCAGAUAAUAAAAUUAUCCAGCAAUCAGUGUACAAUACGAUAAUGACAUUUACAAAUGUAAAUGAUAUAAUGGAGAAUUCAACACUUCCAUUAAUAUUGCCAACAACAGUGGAAUUUAUAACACCAGCAUUACUAGAUGCUGAACAAAAUUCAAGAAAUGCCGAAACAUCAUCAUUGUUAUCAUCAAUAUCAUUAUCAUCAUCACUGUCGUUAUCAUCAUCAACAACAACAGCAACAGCAACAACUAUGAAUGAUAUUAUUAAAGCUAUAACAUUAACGGAAACAACAACAACAGCGACAACAACAACAAAUACACUAAUUGAAAUAACAAAAGCUACACCAAUAACAGAUGAAAGAAUAAAAAUUGGCAAUGAUCAUUCAACAAUGACUGUAACAUUAGAACAAUUUGUUGCCGGAAAAGAAGAUAAUAAUAUUUCAAUUCAACGAAUAGCAGAAAUUCCAUCAAAAAAUACAACAAUAACCUCAUACAGCGUAAAUAAAUCAUUACCUCACGUAAAUGAUACAAGACUAGCAUCAAAUGAUGCUGUUAUUUUCGAUAUCUUUCAUAAUGGACAACCAAUUGAAGCGGUAGUUGUUGGAAGUAAAAUAACACUUAGUUUCAUUCCAUACUACGCUAUUCCACCAAUAUAUAUGAGUAUAAAGGGAUGCCAAGUUGAGCCAAUUGGAUCAAUUUAUGAAUGGGAACGUGAACCAUUAGCAAUAAUUAAGGAUGGUUGUCAAGCGGAUCACGUUGGUUUAGUAUGUCCACCGCAAAAAACUGAAUAUGGUAUACGAGUAAUUGCUGAAUCAUUUCGAUAUCAGACAACAUCAAAAGUACAAUAUUCCUGUCUUGUCAGGAUUUGUCCAUUUUCACCAUGUCCAUUGGAAACAUGUGAAGAAGUGGAAGGUUGUGGUAAUUCAAAUCUUUUAUCAAAUACUUUUGGAUUACGUAUCAAACGUCAUAUUACAAUUGAUGAUAUACGAGCAGCAUUAGUAGCAAAUCCUGAUUUACAACGGCAAAUACGAUUGAUGAAUCGAUUCGGUACACAAAGUCAAACAACAUCUGAAAUGCAACAACAGCUGAUAGAACUUAGUGGUGACCAUAUUGUUAAAAAACAAUUGGUUGUUGUUAAUUCUGAAGACGAAUUAAGAUACUAUGUACGGACAGGUGAUGUACCUUAA